AGCACCUUUGCUCAGAUUCAACGUAGCUUGCCGCGGCGACUCUCCGCGCGGAUCCGCGCCAUGUCUCGCCUCGCCGCAGCCCUUCUCUCCCUCCCAGCUCUGGAGGCUCUGAAGGUGACCAAAGUGGAGAGCGGGGAGUGGGAGCCCGUGCUGAAGAUCGCCCAGACCACCACCCUAGGCUUCAGCUCCGCCUACUGGUCCAACGAUGACCUACUAAACGCCGCCUCCCCGCUGACGGAGGAGGUGGACGCCAAGUACGGCGGCUACCUGACGAUGUCCUUCAAACAGAUCAAAAUGUGUGUGGGGCAGCCGGAUACCAACUGCGUCACGCACACUUUCGAGAAGGAGUACCAGAGCGCCAAGGAGCUCUUCACUUCUGGCUACAUCCGCGACUCCACCGUGGAUCGCGAUGGCAUCUUGAAAAUCUUUGGCCCAACGGCAGGAUCGUACCAGGACUGUCCCAUGCAGAGACCCGGCUUCAACAUCCAGUGCAAUGAUGGGAACAAGGCUCGCUGGGGAUUUUGCCUGAACUGCGCCAGCCAGGGAUGCCAGAACGAUGAUAGCAACGAUGCGGAUGCGGCCAUUGGCAUUGGACUGGCUGGUCAAUCAACACCCACCGAGAUGGGAGCAGGCUGGACCAACUACUUUGCAUCUGGAGCUGGCACUUGCAGCGCGAACAGCAUGACCCACAAGAGUGUGUGGGUGUUUGUUCUGAGCAAUGUGCUGGCCUCAAAGCCUUUCACACGCACCCAGCAUACUUGGUCCACCGUCAUGAAGAUUGGAAAGACCACGACGCUGGGAUUCAGCUCUGCGUACUGGGAGAAUGACCAAUUGCUCAACGAGAACACCGAUGUCACUGUGGAGGGUGAUGGUAAGUACUCCAGCUACUUGUCGCAAGCCUUCAAGACGAUCCGCAUGUGCGUGGGCAGCCCCGACUCAGGCUGCGUCACUCACACCUUUGGCAAGGAGUACAAGAGCGCCAAGGAGCUUUUCACGUCCGGCUACAUCCGUGACACUGCCGUGGAUCGGGAUGGCAUCUUGAAGACGUUUGGCCCAACUGCGGAUUCAUACCAGAACUGUCCCAUGCAGAGACCCGGCUUCAACAUCCAGUGCAAUGAUGGGAACAAGGCUCGCUGGGGAUUUUGCCUGAACUGCGCCAGCCAGGGAUGCCAGAACGAUGAUAGCAACGAUGCGGAUGCGGCCAUUGGCAUCGGCCUGGCCGGUCAAUCAACACCCACCGAGAUGGGAGCAGGCUGGACCAACUACUUUGCAUCUGGAGCUGGCACCUGCAGCGCGAACAGCAUGACCCACAAGAGCGUGUGGGUCUCCGUGGCGGUGCCGGGCAGCGAGCAGGUCUUUGCGGGGAGCGACCUGCAGAUGGCCGGCAACUACGUGACGGUGGUGGGCAGUGAGAAGGCCACCUUCUUGUCGGAGUGCUCGCAGAAGCUCUCCCCGGCCAAGUGCGUGGAGGUGUUGCCUGGGACGAAAAGCUUCACUUUGAGAGUGGAGGCGACCAGUCAGGAGGCGCUGAAGAACGCGGUGACGGACCUGCAGAACCGGGGCGUGGACCUGCCGUCCUUCAAGCGGGCCAGCGCCUUGCCCUCCAAAUGUGUCGGCACCAAGGCGCGACACACAUCCGGCAGCAGAAAUUAG
Messenger RNA from Effrenium voratum, 1653 nucleotides. Lineage: Eukaryota; Dinophyceae; Suessiales; Symbiodiniaceae. The record is from the annotation of a GenBank genome assembly.